UGGUAUUCACUGCUCUUAGCUGCCACUUACUGGCAAAAACAGGGAACUACAUAUUCUGAUGAAGAGGACUAAAAUUACGUGUUGAUGCUGCUGAAAGAUUUAGUGUUUACACUUUUCUGUCCUUUCACUGACUCUCGUUAACUCCCUGACAGUAAAGUGCAUUUACGUCCCCGUGUGUUCAGAAUGCUGCAUGUAAUAAGAAGCAGGGCCCAGUUUGGAAACAGCGUUUUCACACUUACACUACGAGAGCAGACACUUAUUUAUGACCUUGUCCAGCAGAUGGCACCCAAGCAAACGUUCUAUUGGACUUUACAGAAUUACAGUCUCUUUCUUAUCCAAUUGUUUGUUGUAAACAUUUAACAUUACGUCAACUAACAAAUACUCCUGAAAUAUUCUCAGGGUCUAAUGUUUUGACUUCACAAGUAGUAAUAUAGUUAUGGCACUCUAUAACUGUCCAAGAUUUUUUAUUUUCUACAUUUGUCCUGGUCUGUCUUUUUUUUCGUAUGUAGAUCAUUUUAAACAUUUCUUUGUAAUACCCAGUUACAAAUACAUGAAACAAGGGGCCCAUGUCCAAUGUGGCAACUACAUUAAUAAAUAUUUUCUUUGGGUUUAACUUUGAUUAAUGUUUUCAAAUACCUCAAUGUCAAAAUAUACAUUUUUAUUAUGUGGCUCAAUUUGGCAGAGUUUAUAGUGUUGUUAUUUUCUUAUUUUUACAACUGUUUUCUAAAUCUCAAUACUAGCUGUUUUACCUUCUCAUGUUUUAUACACGUCAUCAAAUCUAGGUUACAGAGUGUUCAUUUGAAACAGUCAAGGCAAUGUCGAUAUUCUGUAUCUGGUUUGCAACAUCAUGAACCUGGUUAUCUUUGCCCUUUUGGUAAGUCAGACCUAGACAUGCUCAGAGCUGCUCGGCGUCUUACGUAACUUCACUGCUUCUCAUUCACAGCAAGUGACUCAGUGCCCUUUUUCACACAUUCCAAUGAAACAUCAAGCAUACAGAUUUUGGGACUAAUAAAGAUAACAGAAUUGUGACGAAAACAAAAUUAUUAUUAUUAUUAUUAUUAAGUUUUGCGUAUAAGAAACCCACAAAUGACAAAAGCAUCAUAUGUCAAAGGUGUUAGUAAUAUCCACAGAUUACUCUUGUGUCCUCACUCCUUUACAACAUAAAUAUGUAAUAAAAUACAAGUACAAAUAAAAAAUAAAAUCAUGCACGCAGUCUCAAUACGUGCAUCAUUACACAGUGGUAGUCAUACAACAUUACUGAUUUUUUUUUAAAUCUUGACUUAUGAGCCGGAUACAGUUGAGAUCAGCUGUUUUAUUUUGAAGUUCUCCGGGGGAAGCUUUGUUGCUUCCUGGACGUGGACAGCGAGGUACUUAUAGGGGAAUGUACAGUAAAUCUCCAGGAACCGCAUCCUCUUGUAAGCAAGGACUCUGACCGCUGACAUUGCGGCUAAUAUCAGCUGAAUAGAGACACCGCUGCAGUGUGUACUCCACCCUCGGUGUUUGCAGGACAGUACGGCGCAGUUUGGUCUGUCUCUAACCCACAGAUUUUUCUAGAAGGUGGACUUUGAAAGCGAAAGGAAAACCGGCAAAAUGAACGACACCUCACCGGCGGGAUAUGAAUUCGAGCGGCGUUUCGACGAACAACAAGCCUUCGAGUGGAUGCAGGUGCACUGGAACAAGUCCUUCAUGUUCUGUGCCCUGUAUGCUGUGUUCGUAUUUGCCGGUCAGCAUUUCAUGAGGGAAAGACCAAAGCUAAAUCUGCGACGGCCACUAGUGCUGUGGUCUCUCAGUCUCGCCAUCUUCAGCAUCAUAGGGGCUGUUAGGACCGGACUCUACAUGCUUCAUGUCCUCACCAACAGCGGCUUCAGACAAUCAGUGUGUGAUUCCAGUUUUUAUAGUGCCCCCAUCACUAAAUUCUGGGCGUACGCCUUUGUUCUCAGCAAAGCCCCUGAACUGGGUGACACAGUCUUCAUUAUCCUCCGUAAGCAGCGUCUCAUCUUCCUGCACUGGUACCACCACAUCACCGUGCUCCUCUACUCCUGGUACUCCUACAAGGACCAGGUGGCAGGAGGCGGUUGGUUCAUGACCAUGAACUACGCCGUACAUUCUCUCAUGUACACGUACUACGCUGCUCGGGCUGCUGGGCUGCGGGUUCCGCGUCCCUUUGCCAUGAUCAUCACAGCUACCCAGAUCCUGCAAAUGGUGAUGGGUCUGACUGUUCUGGGCCUGGUUUACUUUUGGAUCAACGAGGUGCAAUGUCCGUCCAACAUGGAUAACAUUACCUGGGGAUCCAUCAUGUACCUCAGCUACCUGAUUCUGUUUGCCAUGUUCUUCUAUGACUCCUACCUCAGAGGCUCCUCCUCCAAAGUCAAAGCAUCCAAGGCAGAUUAGCGUCCUCUGUCUGAGUUUAUCAGCUUUAUUCAUUUGACAGUAGCCUAAAAUACACCUAUACCUGCUAAAAUCUUUGGAUUAAGGGAACUAGCAACAAGAAAACUGACUUGUUUACAGAUGCGCAUAAAUUAUGAGGGAACAACUGAUAUCUUGUCAUUACAGACCAGAAUCUCUAUAAGUAAUAAGACCAACAAUUCAUUAACAAUGAUUUGCUCCAAAAAAAAAAAAAAAAAUUGCAGCCUCCGCCAAUGCUGCUCAGUUUGCAUCAACAUCACUAAUCUGUCUUAUAAUUUUCUAAGUGAUGUUGCUAACAAACAAACAAAACAGCCCAGAAGAAAUGGUUCCUUUCUGUGGUAAUGAAAAGAAGGCUUUUUACAUUGUGAUUGUACUCACUGUCUCUACGUGUGAAACAGAAACAUAGCUGUCGGCUCAGCACUAAGACAAAAAUAGUGAGGAAACAGUUACAGGGCUUAGUCCGAUGCUUAAAAAAAUGCACCAACAUUUAUGCCAACGUAUUUAAAUUCUACAUCAUGUUGAUGGGCUCACUUUUCACAGCCUGAUGUUUCUCUGUCCUGCUUUUCUUAAAGCAUAUUUCAGUCAUUAACCUGAUACUAAUCUGCAGGUUACAAACUCUAGUGGUUAUAAAAACGGAAUGAAGACUUUAAAUGCACUGAAUGACAAAGAGCCGUUUCAGACACACGCACAACACAGCAUUGGGAAUGUGCACUUGCUACUAGUCAGAACACUCAACGUACCAUCUGCAUUUUAAAACCUGACCACAAACCACACAUUGCUUAAAUGGUUAUUGUUCCGUGUGUGAAUGCAUCAAAUGAAGACAUGGUAUCACACACCACUUUGUGUUCAGUCAGAUCAAUCCAAAGGGUAAUUUAACAUGCUCUGUGGUUCUUUUGUUUCUCAUAUCUGUAUGCUAUGCAGACUUAACCGUUUUUGCCCCACUUCAGAAAAAAAAGUACAGCCAUAUACAGUGCACCCCGACUUUGAUUACAAUAACGGUAGCACUUAUUAACACUUCACUCAUUUAUUACCUGUAAAGAAUAAAGAGGUACAGUAUCUGACCCGCUUUUGCAAUAAAUCACAAAGUAUUACCUUUUUCUGCAUGGCCAUUUAAAACUAAGUUGUCAUGCUCAUUUAGAACAUGUGUUUCAUACUGACUAAAACAGUAGAUUGCCAUAUACAGUAGCACCAAUUUGUGUUUGUAAGCAGUAGAGUGUGAAUACAGUGUUUACAACAAUUUUUUUUUAAA
Molecule: messenger RNA, 3655 nt
Organism: Cynoglossus semilaevis (tongue sole)
Lineage: Eukaryota; Metazoa; Chordata; Actinopteri; Pleuronectiformes; Cynoglossidae
Product: elongation of very long chain fatty acids protein 6-like
Exons: 4
Coding region: 1591-2391 (266 amino acids)
Biological process (GO): very long-chain fatty acid biosynthetic process; fatty acid elongation, monounsaturated fatty acid; fatty acid elongation, polyunsaturated fatty acid
Cellular component (GO): endoplasmic reticulum membrane; endoplasmic reticulum
Molecular function (GO): fatty acid elongase activity
Source: RefSeq, a predicted model, not a curated record